CCCGUAUCAUCCUACAGGAAGAGAGCAGCGACAAUAACAACAACAGCGUCUGGCAGCUGUGCAGUUAUUGCCUAAUGUCCGAUAUCAAAUUUUCAUUAAGCGUUAUAAACUCACUUUGAUUUAUUUGUAUAUCGUCUCGUUGGGUCUUUUAAAUAUUUAAUGGAUGAUCAGAUCUAGACCAUAUAACUGCUGAAGAUAUCAGAAAACCAGCGGUGAACUCUUCUCUGACAUCAUGGCCCAGCAGAGAGGAGUCAACAGCCUUCAGUUCAACCAGGACCAGAGUUGUUUCUGCUGUGCCAUGGAAACAGGUGUCCGCAUUUAUAAUGUGGAACCUUUAAUGGAAAAAGGUCAUUUAGACCACGAGCAGGUGGGCAGCAUCGCCCUGUGUUCAAUGCUUCACCGAUCAAACCUCUUGGCUGUGGUGGGAGGCGGCGUCAACCCCAAAUUCUCUGAAAUCUCAGUAUUAAUAUGGGAUGAUGCUCAGGAAGUGCGAGACCCCAAGGACAAAUUAGUACUUGAGUUCACAUUCACCAAACCAGUGCUCGCUGUGCGCAUGAGACAUGACAAAAUCAUCAUUGUCCUGAAAAAUAGGAUCUACGUUUAUAGUUUCCCAGACAACCCUGUCAAGCUUUUUGAGUUUGACACUCGAGAUAACCCAAAAGGUUUGUGUGACCUUUGUCCUAGUUUGGAAAAACAAUUGCUGGUUUUCCCUGGACACAAAUGUGGCAGUCUACAAUUAGUGGAACUUUCCAACACAAAACCUGGCACAUCUUCUGCCCCUUUCACUAUAAACGCCCACCAAAGUGAAAUCGCCUGCCUGGCGCUGAACCAGCUGGGCAGCGUGGUUGCGUCUGCCUCCAGAAAGGGCACGUUGAUCCGUCUGUUUGACACUACGACACGAGACAAGCUAGUGGAACUACGGAGAGGAACUGACCCUGCUACGCUCUACUGUAUUAAUUUCAGCCACGACUCAUCAUUUCUGUGUGCAUCAAGCGACAAGGGAACUGUGCACAUAUUUGCUCUGAAAGACACCAAACUGAACCGUCGCUCUGCUUUGGCACGUGUAGGAAAGGUGGGUCCGGUCAUCGGGCAGUACGUGGACAGUCAGUGGUCUCUGGCUAAUUUCACGGUGCCGGCUGAGUGCGCUUGCAUCUGUGCUUUUGGGAAGAACACCUCCAAAAACGUCAACUCUGUUAUUGCCAUAUGUGUUGAUGGGACAUUCCACAAGUAUGUCUUCACCCCUGAUGGGAACUGCAACCGCGAGGCUUUUGAUGUGUAUCUGGACAUUUGCGAUGAUGAUGAUUUUUAAGGCUGGAGAUUGAGUUUUAUCUAAUGUAAAAUAGUGGUCACUUUAACAGUGAACUCUAAUGGUUAAAAUCUAACCGUUGCUUGUUUCUGUGAGUUUAUAUUACUGCCUUGUAUAAUCAAAUGUAUAUAAAAUCAGUCUGUGAGAGGAAA
This is a messenger RNA of Megalobrama amblycephala (Wuchang bream), 1458 nucleotides long. RefSeq names its product WD repeat domain 45 (gene wdr45). Lineage: Eukaryota; Metazoa; Chordata; Actinopteri; Cypriniformes; Xenocyprididae. The transcript is spliced from 11 exons. Bases 233 to 1309 code for a protein of 358 amino acids. The record is from RefSeq and is a predicted model, not a curated record. Gene Ontology annotation, biological process: protein localization to phagophore assembly site; protein lipidation; autophagy of mitochondrion. Gene Ontology annotation, cellular component: cytosol; extrinsic component of membrane; phagophore assembly site membrane. Gene Ontology annotation, molecular function: protein binding; phosphatidylinositol-3,5-bisphosphate binding; phosphatidylinositol-3-phosphate binding.